Cladocopium goreaui is the source of this 2862-nucleotide messenger RNA. The record is from the annotation of a GenBank genome assembly. Lineage: Eukaryota; Dinophyceae; Suessiales; Symbiodiniaceae.
AUGGCAGAGUUCCAAGAGUUUUCGGCUUCUGCUGAUCAUUCUUGGCUUCGCGACUUAGUCCCGGACCCCGAGACUGCGCAGCAUGAGCCCAAUCGCACCUCGCGACAGGUCCGUUCCGGGCACUAUGUGAGGGUGAAGCCUACACCACUCCCGAAACCCAAACUGGUGGCGUACAGUGAACGCAUGGCCCAGGAGUUGAAACUCUCCAAAGUGGUGACCUCUGAGGUGCAGCGGGGCCGAGGCCAUCGCAGCACCAAGCGACACCUUAGCAACGAAUUUGUUUGGGGCACCAGAAUGUCAGGGAUGCGGCUGCCAGGGAUAUGGUUCCUUGCCAUGCUGCUGGGAGGAGAAGCGCUGAAGAUGGAGCUGACGGACAGCAAUUUCAAGAAGGCCCUGGAAGGUAAAAAUGCCUUUGUCUUCUUCCAAGCACCUUGGUGUGGGCACUGCAGAAAGUUGCAGCCCGAGUGGGAUCAGAUGGCCAAACUCUAUGCGGACACGCCCAACGUGAUCAUCGGACAGGUGGAUUGCACUGGAAGUGGUCAAGGUUUCUGCGGCGAGAACCAGGUCCAGGGUUAUCCCACGCUGAAGCUCUGGAAGGACGGCAAGAUGUCGGACUACAACGGCGGCCGGGACUUCAACUCCCUGAAACGAGAGGUCGAGAAGAAGUUGGACCCUCGACCCGCAUGCAGCUUGGAAUCCAAGGAUGCCUGCAAACCAGAGGAUCUGAAAGUGCUGGAAGAGAGUGAGAAGAUGACCAAGGCGGAGCGCGCUGCGAAGAUCAAAACCGUGCAGAAGGAAAUCGCGGACGCCAAAACCGAAGCCGCGGAGCUGGAGAAAAAGGCCAAGAGGCUCACUGAAUCCUUAGACUUGAUCAAGGCCGGUGGUCAGACCGUGGAAAAGGUGGAACAGCUCCUCAACGACGAAGACUGGCGCGCCCAUUGUGAGGGCCGCACUUGUGUAGUCGCCUUCCUCCCACACAUCUUUGACGAUGGAGCCGCCGGCCGCAAUGAGAAGAUUAAGGUGUUGGAUCAGAUCUUGAAAGAUACCAAGAAGGAUGGCAAGUCCGUGGGCUUCAUGUGGAGUCAAGGAGGGGAUCAGUUCGAAUUGGAGGAGGCACUGGGGCUUCAAUUCGGUUUCCCAGCAGUGAUCGCGGUGAAUUUUGGAAAGGGACGCUUCGGUGUGCAUCGAGGAACCUUCGACAAGGAUUCCGUGUCGCAGUUUUUGACCUCGCUCUCCCGGGGUGGCACACCGUUGGCACCUUACCCAGCCAGUGCAAAGGCGGUCAAGGCAGAUCCUUGGGAUGGAAAGGCGCCUCGGCUGUUGCGAAACAGUUUCCAGCGCAUGACACAGCGACGCGCAUUCUUGCGCUUCUUCUCGGGAGAUGUUGACGCCAUUGAGGGCUUUGAUAGCUGGGCGACGCCCUAUGCGCUGUCGAUCUAUGGCCAGGAGAUGUACGACAACUGUCCCUUCAAAAACGGCAACGGCUAUGGCGAUGGCCGCGCUUUGUCCAUCGGUGAGGUGGUCAUUGAAGGACGGCGAUGGGAGAUGCAGCUGAAAGGAGGUGGCACGACACCAUUUUGCCGCAGCGCCGAUGGCCGUGCGGUGCUGCGCUCCAGUGUCCGAGAGUUCUUGGUCUCGGAGGCGAUGCAUGCCCUGGGAGUCAGCACCACGCGUGCCUUGUCCCUGAUCGUUUCGGAGGAGGAAACGGUCGACCGACCUUGGUACGACCAAAGUAAGACGAGACCGGAGGUGAACGAAGCCUUCCUUGUUGAGGUGGCACCCCAGUUGGCCGAUGCACCUUCGGAGUUGAAGCAGAUGGCUAUCGCACAGCUUCGCUCCCAGCUGCGAAAUCCCGACCGACUCCAAACGGAGAAGUGUGCCAUCUGUUGUCGCGUGGCACCUUCCUUUCUGCGUGUGGGACAUUUGGAACUCCAUGGCCGCCGAGCAAGGAGAAGUGCAAGAGAUAGUGAGCCUUUCCAACAGCUAGAACUCAUCGUGAAGCACGCCCUGAAGCGGGAGUACUCCGAUGUGGAUGACCCAACUGUCGACCUCGAGCAAAGAAUCUUGAGGAUGAUCCAGGAAUUUGCCAAGCGCUUGAGCAAACUCAUGGCAGAUUGGCUCAGAGUCGGGUACUGCCAGGGCAAUUUCAACUCUGACAACUGCCUGAUUGCGGGUCGCACCAUGGACUAUGGACCUUUCGGCUUCAUGGAGAAGUAUGACCCGCUUUGGAAUAUGUGGGUUGGUGGAGGUGAACAUUUUGCCUUCAUGAACCAGCCCAAGGCCGCGCAAAAGAACUUUGUGAGUUUUGUAAAGGCGUUGCAGCCACUGCUGUCCCCAGCAGCACAACAGGAGGCGCAACGAGAGGUGGAUGGCUUUGAGGAGUUGUGCCAACGAAUCUGCGGCGAGCACUGUUGGCGACCCAAACUCGGGCUCAGCCGCUGGGAUUCCGAGGGGCAAGAACUCUUCCAAGAUCUGGAAGAACUCAUGGCAGAAAGUUCCAUUGAUUACACCAUUUUUUGGCGACAGCUGGCAAUGCUGCCAGAGAACACCGAUGCUUUGCGGCCUGCUUUCUACUCAUCACUGCCAGUAGAGCGGGAGCAACGCUGGACCACUUGGCUUCAGCGCUGGCAUCGCUGCUCGCCGGACGCUGUGCUGAUGCGGCGCACGUCGCCGAAGUUCGUGCCGCGCGAGUGGAUGCUGGUGGAGGCAUACGAAGCUGCACAGAAAGGUGAUUUCAGCGUUGUGGAGACGCUCCAACAGCUCUUCGCCUCGCCCUUCGACGAGCACUCGGCUGAAGCCAGAUAUUUCCAGAAGGCACCUCCCAAGGUGGAGAACCUCGGGGGGGUCGCCUUCAUGAGCUGA